UGCCAAACUAGGUUAUCACAGCUCCCAGUCUUCUAUCCCACGUUACCUGAGCCACCACCAGGCCUCUGUCUUCAAAUUGACCUGAAAGAGGUUGUAAAUUGUCCGUCUUGACCAUGGAGGAAGAGGCGAAGGUCAAACUGCAUUGGCUCAAUGGAUCUCGAGCUCAGAGUAUGCUCUGGCUGCUGGAGGAGCUCGAGGUUCCAUACGACCUGGAGAUUUACCAUCGUCAGAAGAGCAUGAUGGCGCCGCCCGAGCUCAAGAAGAUCCACCCCCUUGGGAAGUCCCCUGUGGUCACUGUCACACCGCCUGGCGCUACUGAGCCCAUCGUUCUCGCAGAGAGCGGGUUUAUUGUGCAAUACUUGUGCGAUCACUUCCCCAAGGGCGCAUCGCUUGUGCCUCGGCGCUGGAAAGAUGGCCAGGAGCACAAGGUGGGAGGUGAAACGGAGGAAUGGAUGCGGUACCAGUACUUACUGUACUACAUCGAGGGCAGUUUCAUGUCUACCGUAGUUCUUCAGUUCAUCCUCUCUGGAAUGAAAGGGAACAGCGUGCCCUUCUUCGUCCGGCCCAUCACGACGCUCAUUGCCAAUCAGCUCAUUGGCAUGAUUGUAUUCCCAAACAUGAAGCGGCACUUCGCCAUGAUGGAGCAGUUUUUAGGGACGUCGCCCGGCGAUGGCAGUUACAUGUGCGGCUGCAACCUCACCGGCGCCGACAUGAUGCUCGCUUAUCCACUUAUCGCUGGAAAAGAGGAUGCGUUUGACAGCAUUGGAAGGUGGCAAAAGGGCUCGUUCAAGGAGACAUUCCCGAAACUGUACGCCUACAUCGAGCGGCUGGCAGAAGAACCUGGCUGGAAGAAGUCUGUGGACAAAGUCAAAGAGAUCGAGGGCACCUUUUCAAUCCUCCCUACUCCUGGUCAGCCAUCUGCACGAAUUUGAAGGGCAUGGUGUGCUCCGUGUCGGGCCUCUGCCUCGGCCAUCGUGGUCUGCGGCCAGUUAACUUCGACUGCAUCUGAUCCCCGAAGGUGGCAUGUUUGGCCGAUGGUUGGGUCUGAUACGGAGGCACGGGUCGGCCGGAAACAUGUGGAACUGCUGUCGUUCUCAAACGCCAAGUCAAUUUUUGUCAGUUCCCAUUCUUUGGGCUAUAUCAGGUUAUCUCCCUAGGGUAUAGAGUUGGUCAUAGGCCCAGAUAACAUUCCACUUCUUGUAGCCAUCGGGAGGCACGCGCGCACACGGUAACUAUAGGAGGUGGUAAAAUCGAGGCUCCUAAUCUAAAUUUGCAACGCGAUUGAUGAUGAGGGCAAUAUGCCGUAGAGUUCCUCGAUGAUUUCUCUUCAAGCUUUCAUUGUCGAAAAUACAAGGCAAAA
Parathielavia appendiculata is the source of this 1360-nucleotide messenger RNA. RefSeq lists its product as uncharacterized. Bases 114 to 932 code for a protein of 272 amino acids. The transcript is spliced from 3 exons. Lineage: Eukaryota; Fungi; Ascomycota; Sordariomycetes; Sordariales; Chaetomiaceae. The record is from RefSeq and is a predicted model, not a curated record.